Messenger RNA from Cucumis melo (muskmelon), 904 nucleotides. RefSeq names its product protein PAM68, chloroplastic. Bases 137 to 787 code for a protein of 216 amino acids. The transcript is spliced from 2 exons. NCBI's taxonomy places the organism in Eukaryota, Viridiplantae, Streptophyta, Magnoliopsida, Cucurbitales, Cucurbitaceae. The record is from RefSeq and is a predicted model, not a curated record.
AAUUCUAAGCGAAAUUUUGAUGAAAACCUUAUCCUCUUUCACUGCUCUCAUCCAUGGCGUCCGUCCCUGCUUCGCAUAGUGAAUACAAAAUGUAAGAGACGAGUCGACUGUAUUUCAGUUUCAUAGACAAACCUUCAUGGCCGCCAUUGCCGGAUCUCUCAACCUUCCUCUUGCGCCUUCAAACCUUCCAUUACUCCGCAUUAAGAAAAAUUGUGAAUUCUCAAUCCAUAUAAAAAGCUACGAAAGAAAUUGUUUUCCAAAUUUUAGACCAACCAUUAACCAAAACCAAACUCGCACGAACCAUCCCACGAGUUUAAAUGCAACAUUGAGGCGUCCGAAGGGAUUCGGACCAGCUCCAAGGAAGAAGAAGAUGAAGAAAACAAAAGGAGAAGGAAGGGAGGAUGAUGACAAUGACGAAGAUGAAGAGGAAGACAACGAGGAAGAGGAAGACAACGAGGAAGAGGAAGGUGGUGUAAUACCAGAAGUAGUGACAAAUAGGAUGAUGAGUAGAAUGGGAUUUACGGUGGGGAUUCCAUUGUUUAUAGGGCUAUUGUUCUUCCCAUUCUUCUAUUACCUCAAAGUUGGGCUGAAGAUUGAUGUGCCCUCAUGGGUGCCAGUCAUAGUCUCAUUCUUCUUCUUUGGCUCAGCUCUUUUGGGAGUUAGCUAUGGGAUUGUGUCCUCUAGUUGGGAUCCUAUGAGGGAAGGCUCUUUAUUGGGUUGGAAUGAAGCUCAGAAAAAUUGGCCUGUUUUUUGGCAGUCCAUUUGGGGUGGAUCUAAUAAGAAAUAGAUGAAUUGGCUUUUAUCUUCUUUCUUUCUCUUUCUUUCUCUGGUUCUUUUCGUAUAAAUAUUAUGGUCUUUUCUAUAAGUGAUAUGAGAAGCUAAAACGAGGAUAGUUUGUAGUCCA